Pistacia vera is the source of this 1203-nucleotide messenger RNA. RefSeq names its product exopolygalacturonase-like. Gene Ontology annotation, molecular function: polygalacturonase activity. The annotation marks the transcript as partial. Lineage: Eukaryota; Viridiplantae; Streptophyta; Magnoliopsida; Sapindales; Anacardiaceae. Gene Ontology annotation, biological process: carbohydrate metabolic process. The transcript is spliced from 5 exons. The record is from RefSeq and is a predicted model, not a curated record.
CUUCUUCUCUCCUCUCUUCUUCUUCUCCCUUCUCUCCCCAUCUCUUCUUCUCAAGCUCAAUCAAUUUUUGAUGUGACGAAAUAUGGUGCCAAAGCUGGUGGAUCUGAUAUUAACUCGGCUUUAAUGAGUACAUGGAAAAAGGCAUGUGCAUCAACUAGCCCAAGCAAAGUGUUGAUUCCAUCGGGAACAUUCUUGUUAAGUCCAGUGACUUUAGCUGGUCCUUGCAAAGCUGCUAUUGAGGUUCGAGUUCAAGGUACCCUCAAGGCCCUAUCAGGAGUUGGUGAAAUGACAAAGGAUGGUGGUUGGAUUGCUUUCCAACAAAUUAAAGGCUUUACAUUGUCCGGUGGUGGAAUUUUUGAUGGCCAGGGAGCUGCAGCUUGGGGAUCCUGUGAUAAUAACAACUGCAAGCAACUUGCUAUUAAUUUAAGGUUCGACUCCAUUACCAAUGGUUUGGUCCAAGAUGUAACUUCCUUAAACAGCAAACAAUUUCAUGUUAACCUCUUACUUUGUAAGAACUUUACUAUCCGUCACUUAACUGUCACUGCACCUGCUGAUAGCAAAAACACCGAUGGAAUACACAUCGGAAGAUCUAGAGGAAUUAAAAUUACAGAUUCGAAAAUUGGAACAGGAGAUGAUUGUAUUUCUAUUGGUGAUGGUAGCCAAAAUGUAUCAAUUACCAGAGUUUCAUGCGGACCUGGACAUGGCAUCAGUGUUGGAAGCCUAGGAAAGUAUGAGAAUGAAGAACCUGUAGUUGGAAUUAGUGUUAAGGGUUGUAAGCUCACUAAUACUGACAAUGGCUUGAGAAUCAAAACUUGGCCAGCUUCUUUUGCAAACUCUGCGUCCAACAUGCAUUUCGAGGACAUUACGAUGGUUAAUGUCAGUAAUCCUAUUAUCAUAGAUCAAGGUUAUUGCCCUUAUGGUGAUUGCAAUGCAAAGGCUCCAUCACGUGUAAAGAUUAGCAACGUUGGUUUUGAAAAUAUUCGAGGCACUUCUGCAACUCCAGUUGGUGUAAAGCUUGACUGUAGUAAUAGUUUACCAUGUGAAGGCGUGGAGCUUAUUAAUAUUGACCUCAAUUACAUCGGAAAGAAAGGAUCUAUUAAAUCAGAAUGUAGUAAUGUUAAACCUAAGGUGAUAGGCGUAUAUAAUGCCCUAGCAUGUGACAGCACAACUAGCACCACAUCUAAAGCCCCAACUAAGUCUUAG